CGAUGAUAUGAUCACAGAGACAAAUUGAUCGGGGCGAAAUACGGAACACUUCAUGCAGCUGAGAGGGGCGACUGAACAAUCUUCUAACUAAAUAUAACUUUUGCUGCAAAGGGAAGAGCAUUCACACAACAAAUCAUGUCGGAGACAAAGACAUAUACGUUAAAAGAAAUCAAGGACCACAAAACCAGCCAGGAUAUAUGGAUUGUAAUUCACAACAAAGUUUACGACAUUACGAAAUUCUUGGACGAUCAUCCUGGUGGUGAAGAAGUACUUCUUGAACAAGGAGGAGUCUCAGCAACAGAAUCCUUUGAAGAUGUGGGACAUUCUGCAGACGCAAGAGAACUUAUGAAAGAUUACCUUAUCGGAGAUCUAGCAGAGGCGGACUGGGAAACAUCAGUAACGUCUAACACAGGACCUGUCGCACCGGACUCGGGUUCAGGAAGUAAUUUAGCCCAGUGGAUCAUUCCAACCAUCGUCGCCCUCGGUGUUGCGCUUCUUUACCGCUUCUACAUUGCUGGAAACUGAUGAAGGGUCGGGGACCAUCCCGGAGGACUAAAUAUAUCUAUUUGUAAUUCAACAACAGCUCCAGACUAAACUCAAAAUCAAAAAUACAUUAUUUACCGGAUGCAUACGAUCAUUUUUAUCUCGGCUGAAUUAUAAAAUGUGAUGAAUGAUGAGAGUUGUUUAGUAAACCCCCCAUGUGAAAUCUGUCUUGCGGGUCCUUUUUUUUCUCUACCUCGAUGAUGAUUUUAUCAAAUGCAAGAUAUGAUGUGAUAGUUAAUCUAAUAAACCACUUCAUGAGGCCCUGCCUAGCACUGCCUUGAACUGCUUUCAAUGGGUAAAUUAAAUCUUGGUCCUUAGCGGCACAUUGUGUCGCACACAAAACUAACAAUGCUGCUAGCCAAAUGGCGGCAGCUUGGAAAAAUAUUUGGUACCAGGAUUUGUUUUGUGUCAGAAUAAUGUGCUGGUAGGGCACACAUUAGCAAGUCUUAUUUUGUUAGUUCAGGGAAAGGCUUGAUGGGUAGGUCCAUUGAUUGAGAUAAUGAACACAAUGACAACAUUUCAACUAUUCAGUAUUCAUUUUUCCUUCCUACUCCCUUGAUUUAAGUAUACACUAUUUGUUAACAACAAUGUAUCUUAAUAUAAUUAACUGCUAGAUCAAGGGCGGAUUUUCUACCUUCUGCCCAGCUAGUAAUUUCAAAGAUGCUGUACAUAACUGCUUCUGUUGUAUGUGACUACUUUAAUAGGGGAAUACUGAAGCCUGGUUCAUACUUUAUGCAAAUGAGAAUGCAAAUCAAAAAUUUACGUCAAAAUGUGCAACAAAUAAUUCCAAGCAGUUGUAUGUACUAUGUGCAACUCCUGCGAAACUUUCACUGCGAAAACAGGGCUGUGACGUCAAAAUUGGUAUCACAUUCGCAUACGCAGGAAGUAUGAUCCGGGCUUGCCUGUUUGAUUGUAAUACUUGUAGACAUAUAAAGUGUUAAUUUAUGUAGAACUGCUUGUAUGUAUGCUGCUGCCGAAUUCAAAUAGAUUACUACAUGUAUUUAUAUCAUUUGUACCUCCCAACAAUGCACAGUUUGAAUAUCUUUAGUAUUGCUCGUAAUUAUUUUUAGUUAAUGAUGGAAAAUAGGGGUGUCAAAACAUAGGGGCGACAGAACACAGGGAUUUUUGAACAGAGAUUUUUGAUGGGACAGAGAUGUGUAAUUUCAACAUCUAGAUGUAUACAUGGGGACAUAGAUGAUGUAUUUAACUAACCCCGGGUAAAGCCUGGACCAUACUGAGUGCAAAUGCAAUAUGAAUUUUCACGUCACAGCCCGCCCUGUUUUCACGGCUGCGAAUGUUUCACAGGAGUUCAGCACAAUUCAACUGAUGCGAAUAAAUUGUUGCGAACUUGUGACGUCAAAAUUUGUAUCGCAUUCGCACUGCUUCCUGGACAAGCUCCGUCGAGUUCACAUGGAGCAUGAUUCGUUCACUCUCUAUGACGAUUCCUUGGCCAAGCAGUCUGCUGAAAUUUUCAAUUACACCGUUGCUCAGGGCAAAAUAAAAUAAAAACGAACUGUGCCAGACUUGAACCGUUAUAUGGUAUCUACCCAUGUAGUUAUGAGGACCCCUGUGGCCAGAAAAUUGUGGUUGGAAUGCUGCGGCAACAUUAAAAAAAAAACCUACAUUAACUAAUUUUGAUGGUUAAGGAUUAUUAAUACUAUUGAUUUGGAAGCAAGAUAUUUUAUCUUGGUCAUUAUUUCUAUUGAGCUCAGUGUCGGUAGAGAAAAAUUUAUGUGAUAAGAGUAAUCACCAACAUAAUUUUAGCGAGAGCAACUAAAUUAAAAUAUAAUGUAGAACAAAUGGAUUUUAAGGGACGUUUUUAAAAUUUUUGAUUUAGACCUGGGAGCUGUAUGGUGGAGAUCAACAAAUAAAGAAGACUAGAUUACUACAGAA
Molecule: messenger RNA, 2436 nt
Organism: Asterias rubens (European starfish)
Lineage: Eukaryota; Metazoa; Echinodermata; Asteroidea; Forcipulatida; Asteriidae
Product: cytochrome b5-like
Exons: 6
Coding region: 136-525 (129 amino acids)
Cellular component (GO): intracellular membrane-bounded organelle; membrane
Molecular function (GO): heme binding
Source: RefSeq, a predicted model, not a curated record